AUGGCAAGGUCUCCAAGUGUCGGCAGGACUGUUUCAACGAUACCAUUACGCAGUCGAAAACGUGAUUUUAUCUCAAUUGCUACAACGUCCAAUACCAGUAGUUGCUCCUCUUCUUCUCUGCAGAAAAACAAAGCAGUAAAGGAGAAGAAGACGUCUUUUCCAGCAAAUUCUGUCGUAGCACCGACCCCUUCCAAGUUCCCGGUGCUCACAGCAUUGAAAAAACGUAUACUAAACAACUCAAACGACCAUAAAGUUCUGCUCAAGUAUUCAAAUUUAGUACCGGCGCGACGACUUCGUCGCUACAAGCGCUUUCUAGCCGAUGUCGUCCUUCUCAAUGAAAUUAAGAAGGACGAAGGCGUUGAGGCUGUUGGUGAGAAGAAGUGGGUAGCAGAAGAUGAUGGAAGUGUGGAACUCAAUGCUACAGAGAUAGCGACUGUGUAUUGUCCGAAUACUGGACCGAUGGUUGGACUUCUGGAAGGAUUACCGAAUGCACGUGUGCAAUUGUCCAAGAGUAGCGACCCGAAGCGCAAGUACGCGUACACGCUUGAGAUGAUCCAGAUACAUAAUGGAGAAAGAAACGUGUGGGUUGGCGUGCACUUGACUUUUGCGAAUCGAAUGGUUGAGCACGCGCUCGCAUCUCGGUGGUUAACAGAGCUUGGUCACUAUGACUCUGUACGGCGCGAGGUAAAGUUUGCUAAGAACAGUCGUGUGGACUUUGUGUUGACGACAAAUGCCAAGGAUGGCGCCAUUAUUCAUGAGCAAUAUGUCGAAGUGAAAAGCGUUACGUUAGCGGUGGAUAAACUUCAUAAGAGUUCAUCGCGGUGCGCAAUAUUCCCUGACACGAUCUCGGUUCGAGCACAGAAACAUGUUACUGAAUUAGCCGACCUACUGUCCGCAACCGCUAAGGUUCAAGGAAGCCAGGAGAAGAAGACUUCAACAUACAAGCUGAGUGGUACCAUAAUUCUCCUGGUACAGCGCGACGAUUGCAACGAGUUCGCUCCAUCCUUCCAGCAUGACAAGAAAUUUGCAGAACUGUGUGCGGUUGCGGCUAAAAGCGGGAUUCAACUGCUAGCUUAUGCAUGCGCUCUGGAGCCUGACAAAACCAGGAAUAAUGGCGUUGUGCGAUUUUUAGGGUCUUUGCCACUCUACAAGGCUAGUUACCAUCUGUGA
Molecule: messenger RNA, 1170 nt
Organism: Peronospora belbahrii
Lineage: Eukaryota; Oomycota; Peronosporomycetes; Peronosporales; Peronosporaceae
Source: the annotation of a GenBank genome assembly